Anopheles maculipalpis is the source of this 645-nucleotide messenger RNA. RefSeq names its product pickpocket protein 19-like. The transcript has a single exon. Bases 1 to 645 code for a protein of 214 amino acids. Gene Ontology annotation, molecular function: ligand-gated sodium channel activity. Gene Ontology annotation, biological process: sodium ion transmembrane transport. The record is from RefSeq and is a predicted model, not a curated record. Gene Ontology annotation, cellular component: membrane. NCBI's taxonomy places the organism in Eukaryota, Metazoa, Arthropoda, Insecta, Diptera, Culicidae.
AUGUCACUUUUACUACGUGUUGGCCGCGCAUUUUAUCGCAUCCUGGUAGAUUACUGCAACAAUGCUUCGCUGGCCGGUAUCGGUUACAUCGUCAACCGCCGGUACCACUGGAUGGAGCGACUGUUCUGGAUCGUUUGCAGCCUGAUUGCGUGGAUUUUCGCGGUACAGCUGAUACUGGCCUAUAUGGACCUGUUUCGCAAGGACACUAUCAGCAUUGCGGUGGAAAACAUAGACACACGAACCGAUCCGAUCGUAUUUCCAACCGUCGGUGUCUGCGAGAUGGGGUACGUGAAGCAAAGUUACCCACGGUUGGAAUCGUUCAUCGAAGGUUUGAAGGAGCACAGCGACAUGGAGUACAGUUACGACGUGGAAGACUUUAUGCUACGAGUCGUCUUUCACAACUUGUACAAUGUCGGUACGAUUACGAGCUUCUGUGCAAUGUACGAGGAUUGUGAGGAAUGCAUCAAAUGUCCCAAAGAUGGGUACAGUCGUGCUGCGGCUGUAGUGCGGGCGAACUGUAGUGAAAUUUUCGCCGAGUGUCGUUGGAACGAACAACCGUUCGAUUGUUGUCGUUAUUUUAAACCCAUCGAAACGACGCUUGGGAUGUGCUUUUUGCUCAAUUCCGUACAUACGGUUGAGAAGUAA